Histoplasma capsulatum G186AR is the source of this 429-nucleotide messenger RNA. RefSeq lists its product as uncharacterized. The record is from RefSeq and is a predicted model, not a curated record. Bases 1 to 429 code for a protein of 142 amino acids. The transcript has 2 exons. Lineage: Eukaryota; Fungi; Ascomycota; Eurotiomycetes; Onygenales; Ajellomycetaceae.
AUGUCGCAAUUUUCAUGUGGUGAUCAAGAGUGGUGUAAAGCUUCCAAGAGUGAAUACUACCAUUCCGGGUUUGCAGACUUGGAGAGAGCUGCUAGUAAGGCAGAUGCACAUGAUUGCUUCAUCGAUUGCAAUGGAUAUCCCCUUGUGGAAGCAGUCGACAUAAUAUUAAUCUAUCCCGGAAGGACAGAUUACUACAUUUACUCAUCAAGUAUCGAUAUUAGCCAUACCCACUGCCCCCCCCAAGGAAUCGCUGCCGCUACUGUUGAACAAGUUUCUGGCAGAGAAGGUGCGUCGGAUGCAAUUCCCCCUCAUCCUGGACCCCGGUGGCACCACAGAUGUGAAAACCCCUUAGUCGGCAAGAGCAAACUGAUCGCUCGCGGGCUCCUGCUCGUUCCUUGCUCCCUCCCGGGCGAUCCCAGGCCGGGCUAG